UUGUAUAUUUAACGCGGGUUACUGGCGCGUGUAUGGGCUUUCUGUAGCAUUUUCCGCUGAAUAAAAGUGCGUGAACUAAAAAGUAUUGUCAAAUAUCACGCGCAAUGGAUCCAGAAAAGUUGAAAGUGGUCGAAUUAAGGACAGAACUCUCACAGCGUGGACUCGAUACGAAAGGCGUCAAGUCAGUGCUCGUAGAAAGACUUCGUAAAGCAUUACAGGAAGAAAAUGCAAGUCAAGAUGAAGGGAAAGCAAAUACCUUUGCAGAAAAUACACACGAUGUAACAAGCCAAGAAAAUGAUGAGAGGUCGUCAGAAUCGGCCAAAGUACCACAGACACCGAAAAAAUCUAGUAGACUGUCCAAAAAUGCAGCACCGGUGACACCACGUGAAACUCCUGGAGCAAAGAAACGAAGGACUUCUAGGGUCACUUACUCUAGGAAACGGACUUCUCCGAAAAAAUCAGAUCAAAAUGAUAGGUCUCGUGAGUCAUCACCUGCAAUAUCAGAACCUGCUCUACAAGAAGAACCUACUAUAUUGGAGGAAGGUACGGGGCAAGAAGACAUUGCCUCGCAAGAAGAAAAAUCUGAAUCCUUGGAAAGAAUCAAAGAAGCAGAAACAGAAGAGCCACUGCAAAAUGUAAAAAAUGAAAGUUCAGAUGCAAUGAAAAUUACAAAAGAUGAAGAUGAAACAAAAGAUAGGGAGAGUAAAGCAGGUGUUGCACAAGUAUUUAAUGCAAAGUCACCUGUAAAGAGUAACGACAAAGAAAAUUUGUCUGUGAAAAAGUUAGAGGAAAAGGUAGAUUAUAAGGAUCAACCUCAGGAACCAAUACAGGUUGCUGAGACGGAAGAAAACUUGGAAAGUACAGAGGUUUUAUCAGACAACAAACUUAGUGAGACAGAUAUAGUAAAGAAUGAUGAACCAAGUACAUUUAAGGAAGAAGAAAAUAGAAUGGAAGACACGAAAGAGGAAUCUCUUGAGAAUGACAAAGAAAUGGUAGAAGCACCAGAUGAUGUGCAAAUUGUAGAACCUGUUAGUGACAUUAAAACUAGCGACAUUCCUCAAACACAAGAACCAACAGACGAUUUACUUGAGCAAGAACAGAAUACAGAUGAGAAUGAAAAUGACGAAGCAAAACCUGAAGAUAGUUCAAUGGAGGAUCAGAAUAUUUUAUCGGGUAACGAAAAAGCAGUGGACGAUAUUAUUGACGAUAAACAAAAUGAACAGGAUGUAGAAAUGACGGAACUAAAAGUCGAAGAAGAUACAGACGUAGAAUUGAAAGAGCAAGGUAAGAAUGAAGCCAUAAAGGAUCGAAAGCGGAAAAGAUCGCCUAGCCCUAUGGAAGAUCGUGAAGAUUCACCCGCAGUUGAACUCAUCGAAAACGAACCCGAAAUCGACGAUGCUGCUUUAAUUUUAUCUUGGUAUGAUUCGGAUUUGAAUUUGGUUAUCGACAAGGAAGGAUUUUUUACUGCUACCCCAAUGCACAACGAUGGAUUCUCGCAUAUGUGGGCUGGCGCAAGAGCUUCGUAUGGUUUUCUUCGUGGAAAAGUGUAUUACGAAGCAAAAAUCGUAGACCUAUGCCCUGCCGAUAGAGAAAACGAAGAAUACCCGCACAUACUUAGAAUUGGUUGGUCGACUCCGUACACAUCGAUGCAACUUGGAGAAGACAAGUUCAGUUUCGGGUACAGUAGCAGUGGUAAAAAAUUAACCGAUAAUCAGUUCGAAGAUUAUGGGCUUCAGUUCGGUAAAGACGACGUUAUUGGCUGUUAUUUCGAUGCAACAUCCGAGAAUAGUAUCGUGUUGUCGUAUACCAUAAAUGGGAAAGACCAAGGCACGGCUUUUAACAUCUCGAAGGAAGAACUCGGCGAGAAAUCAUUAUUCCCGCAUGUUUUAAGCAAGAACUGUAGCUUUUCCUGUAAUUUCGGUCAGGAGAAACCAUGGGCUGAAGAAGUUCUAGACGAUUACACUUCCAUUGGACAGAUAGAUUCUCAGCAUAAGAUUCCAGGUCCACGGAGACCCGACAAAAAAGAAGAAUGCGAAGUUAUAAUGAUGUGCGGAUUACCCGGUUGUGGGAAGACCACUUGGGCGAUCAAACACGCGGCCGAACAACCCCACAAAAUGUACAAUAUUUUAGGACUCGGUAGUCUAAUCGACAAAAUAAAAGAUUCAGAUUUGUCGCACAAAGAGAACAACAAUGAUCAGUGGGAGGUUCUUAUCGAUAAGUGUACCCGCGUGUUAGAUAAGUUACUGGAAAUAGCUCCAACUAGAAGACGCAACUAUAUAUUAGACCAGACAAAUGUAUAUCCUUCCGCACAAAGGCGUAAAAUGAAGAAUUUCAGUGGGUACCAGAGAAAAGCGAUGGUAUUGGUACCCUCCGAAGAAGAAUUCAAAUCGCGCGUUGCUAAACACAAACCGAUCGAAGGCAAGGAACCUGCUGAAUCUGUACUAAUGGAAAUGAAAGCAAGUUUCCGAGCUCCGGUCGUUGGCGAACAUUUUGACGUUGUCGAAUGGAUCGAACUGAGUCAGGAGGAUGGCGAGAAGCUUAUAAUCAAAUACCUUAAAGAGGCAAAAGAAGCCGGCUACGGUCAACAGCAAGCGAGUAAACGACCACGAUUCGAUUCAAGACCAGAGAAUGCUCGAGAAAAUCGCAAUAACGCGCGAAGUAAUCGCGAUAACCGGGACAGUCGAGAUUAUCGUGACAGACGUGGCAAUAAUUAUUCUGAGAGGAAUCGUAAUCCUGGCUGGCGAGGUGGUGGUGGUGGUGGUGGGGGUGGUAACAUGGGUUGGAGGGAUAGACCUCAAAGGGGUGGACAUAGGCACGGUGGCGGUUACGGUCCACCAGUAUCGUGGAGAGGUGGUCGAGGAGCACCUAUACCACUUGUACAUCGUGGAAUGGAUAGAAGAGGCGGUACUGUAGACAGAAGAAUGGGAAACGAUAGAGGUCGAGCCGUAGGUUCGCGUCAAGGUGGCUGGGCUCCAAUGGGAAAUUAUGCGGGGUCGCAACAAUCCGCGUGGAAUCAACAAGGUAAUUGGUCGAGUGGCCAAGGUACUGCCUGGGGACAACAAAAUAACUGGGGAUCGCAACAGUGGGGUAGCUGGAAGAGCUACGGUCAGAGCUCUUACAGUCAGAACAACUAUACUCAACAGGGCUACGGUAACGGAAAUUGGAACAGUUGGAAUCAGCAGUAUUACAAUCAGUAUUGGGGCCAACAACAACAGCCGCAACAGCAACAGCAACAACAGGGCAGUCUAACUAACACGAGUGGUGAUCAAACUGUAAACAAACAAUAAUCCACCACGAUAAAUGUCACAAGAGUGGAACAGUGAGGCAAACACGGUGGAAAAUGUAAAAAAAACUGCUUUAACUGGCGAUUCCACGAUAGGAUAUAGUCUCCCUCGAUAUCUACGAGGAGUAUAUGAAAGCUAUAAUCUUGGUCAGAGUGUUGUCAAUGCCAGAUUGGUUGGUUUUGAUUGCACACACUCGAAUAGAUGGGGCAAAUUUUUCCACGACAAUAUAUUCACGAUUUUUUUUUUGUUCGUAUGUCGUAUACGAUAUACAAAUUCCAAAGUUAUUGUGGUUUUAUAAAUCAAGUAACGAUUUAGAUUUGUCGCGUGAAGGCACCGUUACACAUGCACCAUAAUACUGAUUUGCAUUGGAAGAAUGCAGUACGAACCGUUGAUGGAUUAUAUAGCAUUAUGUAAUUGCAAUUUAAGGUUGAUUUUCGAGAGGGGAUCGCGUCACGACGCUAAUGAAUUUCGAUUACGUGCGUGAUUUUUUAACGAACAAAAGGGGGUAAACGUAUAGUAUAAAACGUCUUGUAACGCCUUUGAACGAAAAGACCUACCAAGAAGAAAAGUGUCGCGUAUGGGUACACUAUACAAUUAAACACGAAAAGAUUAAAAACACUUGCAACGGUUUAUCGCUCUCGGAAAAGAAACGUGUAAAUAUGUACAGAUUUUCAAACGUAUUGCACGGAACGUUUAUUGGAAAUCUAUUUAUACAUAUAUUAAGCAAAGUACCAUACCAUGUAAUAAGGAGAGAAAACAAAAAAAUACAGAUCCGAGUUCUCGACAACACACGAGAGUGAUAUUGUAUAUGAUUUUGUUUUAUCUUUCUAUAUUAAUGACAGUGUUGUACAAAAAAAGAGAAUAUCGUG
This is a messenger RNA of Dufourea novaeangliae, 4153 nucleotides long. Its product is annotated as heterogeneous nuclear ribonucleoprotein U. The record is from RefSeq and is a predicted model, not a curated record. Gene Ontology annotation, molecular function: protein binding. The coding region runs from base 105 to 3287 and encodes 1060 amino acids. Lineage: Eukaryota; Metazoa; Arthropoda; Insecta; Hymenoptera; Halictidae. The transcript has 10 exons.